GCCAAGCCAUGGCCUCUCAACCCCACCACCUCACUCUCAUCUUCUUCUUGAUUUUGAUCUUCAGAUUUGCAGAUUCUCGCCCACUUAAAGCAGAAGAAAAUGAAGCAGAAAAGAUGGUAAAUAUUAAGGCUAAUUUUAAUAACAAUAACAACAAGCAGGAGAGGAAGAAGAUGAACCUGAAAGAUAUGAAAGACUUGGGGGCUUUUCCUCUUCCUGAUAGAAUUCCCUUUUUACCUCCAUGGCCAAACCUUCCAUUGCCAUCUCCACUGCCAAACUUGCCUUUUCCUCCCAACCCUUUUAACGCGCCAUUGCCACCCUUUCCUUUUACUUUCCCAUUUCCUCCCUUUCCCUUUAAUGCACCUCCUGCUCCAUGAGUACUUUACUAAUUUCCAUGAAAAUAGCAGCUAGCUCUGAGUCCAUUUAUGAAGCUUAAUCGAGUCAUGUUGUCAUUUACAAGUCUUGCUUUCUCUUUUUCUCUCAUGCAUAUGUACAAAUAUUGUAAUUUCCUGUUUGUCAUUAGUGUAAAAAUAAAUAAAUAAACUUCUUGUGGUCA
Molecule: messenger RNA, 553 nt
Organism: Mangifera indica (mango)
Lineage: Eukaryota; Viridiplantae; Streptophyta; Magnoliopsida; Sapindales; Anacardiaceae
Product: histone-lysine N-methyltransferase 2B-like
Exons: 2
Coding region: 9-374 (121 amino acids)
Source: RefSeq, a predicted model, not a curated record